AUGGAACUGGACAUGUUGCCGCCUCGUAUUCAGAGACUACGGCUGAAGACCAUACGAUACCAGUUCCGUAUGCUGCACGUGCCAGGAAAGCUACUAGCCACUGCUGAUACGUUGUCGCGCAUCACCUACAAGCCACCCACUCCUCUAGAGACUAUGGAACUUUUUGCAGCACAGGUAGUCGGCUGCACGUCGGAAGUCUUGCCACUCAGCCCUAAAGACGUGCGACAGGCACACGAGUCCGAUGGCGAGUGCAAGGUCCUCGCCUCCUACUGCCAGCAUGGUUGGCCACAAAAGACCAAGAUACCACUGCACCUCUCAAAGUACGCCUCUGUGGCAGACGAGCUUUCUGUCUGCGACGGUGUUCUGCUGAAAGGCGCCCGGAUAGUCAUCCCAUCGUCCCUUCGGCCAGCGGUCUUGAUGCUGUUGCACGAAAGUCAUCAGGGCAUCAACAGGACCAAAGCCCUAGCUUGGGAGUCAGUUUGGUGGCCUGGUAUCUCGACAGACAUCACCUCUCUUGUUGCCAACUGUGAACAGUGCGCUUCCACCCGCGUGAACUUUGCCGAGCCCCUGCUCUCCACGGCCCUACCUGGACACCCUUGGGAAUUCCUUGGAAUGGACUUGUUCCACCUCAACGGCCAGACGUUCAUCCUGGUGGUGGACUAUUACUCAAGGUUCCCUGAGGUGGUGACCCUGAGGAGCACGACAGCUCAGGCAGUCAUUGACGCUCUCAAAUCCAUCUUUGCCCGCCAUGGAAUCCCACAAGAAGUCAGGUCAGACAACGGCCCACCGUUCUCGUCGCAAGAGUUCACUGCGUUUACAGCGUCAUAUGGCUUUAACCACAGGACCAGCAGUCCACACUAUGCUCAAUCGAACGGAGAGGCGGAGAGGAUGGUGCGUACAAUCAAGGACCUGUUUCACAAGUCAAAGGAUCCUCAUCUCGCUCUGCUCAGCUAUCGGGAUACUCCAGGAGUCAACGGCUUUAGUCCAGCCCAGCUGUUGAUGGGACGUCAACUCAGAACCAGAGUCCCAAAGCAAGACUCCCAGCUACGCCCCAACUGGCCCCCAACGAAAGGAGUCGUCACCAAGGAUAUGGCUUACAAGCAGAAGCAGGCCGACAACUACAACAGGCAUCAUGGAGCUCGAGACUUACCGCCACUCCAAACAGGUCAGCGUGUCUGGGUGCGACCUGAUCAAGUGCAGGCUACAGUCCUCAGUCCAGGGCAAAGACCAAGAAGUUACGUGGUCGAAACAGAGCGAGGUGGCACCUUACAGCGCAACCGGCGUCACCUAGUGCAUUUUGGGCGUACUGCCUCCGGAGAGGAACCACCACCACUGCAGCAAGUUCGCUGUCAGGAACUUCAGCCUGCCAACAUUGUGGAAUCAACGGUCCCCCUCGGACAGUCUGUGCAACAGUCCCCUGCAGUCAGGGACCGCAGUGACGGUGUGACACGAACACGUUACGGCUGGCCUAGUGUUUCGCCGCGCCGCUUGAACUUGUGA
Messenger RNA from Dermacentor andersoni, 1500 nucleotides. Lineage: Eukaryota; Metazoa; Arthropoda; Arachnida; Ixodida; Ixodidae. The record is from RefSeq and is a predicted model, not a curated record.